AUGACGUCCACAAAGAUACGAUCAAGAUUAUUAGAGAGUCUGACAUUAACUUUGGAAGAAACUUAUAAUAUAGCUAUCUCAAUGGAAAUGGCAGAACUCAACUCUCAGGUUUAUGCAAGUCAAAAUCCAACACUCAGUGCUCUACCUGGUAACUAUCAAUUUGAGUCUCAGAGGUCUCCAACGAAUUCUGAACUUGUCACUGUGACAGCUGCUACCAACUCUACUGCUAACUCUUCUAGGUCAGGACACAAAUAUUUUUUCUGCGGUGGGCCAAUACAUCCAAGGAAGAACUGUCCUGCUCGGGAAUCCAUCUGUAAAUCAUGUAAUAAAAAGGGGCACUUUGCAAAGGUUUGCCGCUCCAAGAGCACUAGUGCAUCUACCAAUGUAUCUGAAGGCUACGAUAACUGUACAGCCUGCAUUCUUGCUGCUACUCCUGCUUCAUUGAAGAAAGCUAUCGUGCCUGCUUUUAUAAAAGGCCUUCGUGGUGAUGCCCUUAUAGAUACGGGUAGCUCUGUCAGUUUUGUUAAUGAAGACUUCGCUAACAUAUGCAAACUCCCUAGGAAGCCAUGUACGCAGACUGUUUCUAUGGCCUCAUUAUCGCAUUCCUCUCAAGUUAAAGGUGUCAAAAUAUUCAAAUUGGUGAUCACUCCUACGACAACAUUAACUUACUUAUAG
Messenger RNA from Diabrotica virgifera virgifera (western corn rootworm), 675 nucleotides. RefSeq lists its product as uncharacterized. Lineage: Eukaryota; Metazoa; Arthropoda; Insecta; Coleoptera; Chrysomelidae. The transcript has a single exon. Bases 1 to 675 code for a protein of 224 amino acids. The record is from RefSeq and is a predicted model, not a curated record.